Messenger RNA from Hippocampus comes (tiger tail seahorse), 4391 nucleotides. RefSeq names its product 3-ketodihydrosphingosine reductase (gene kdsr). NCBI's taxonomy places the organism in Eukaryota, Metazoa, Chordata, Actinopteri, Syngnathiformes, Syngnathidae. The coding region runs from base 261 to 1340 and encodes 359 amino acids. The record is from RefSeq and is a predicted model, not a curated record. Gene Ontology annotation, cellular component: endoplasmic reticulum membrane. Gene Ontology annotation, molecular function: 3-dehydrosphinganine reductase activity. The transcript has 10 exons. Gene Ontology annotation, biological process: sphingolipid biosynthetic process.
AAGCCAGGGUUCAGUGGGUAAUUGUUUUGGUGAGCACCGACUACGCUUUGUGACGCUGAGCCAAGGUCCAACGCUGGAUAUUAAACCUACCCGUUACACACCUCUAAAUAUUUGACAAUAGUUUUUGCGCAACUCUUCCAAAUCAUGCGUUACGCCUCCCCUCUGUGAGGGUCGCCGUCCCCCUGUCGCCGCUGCGUAGUCGACCGCCGAAGCUGUCCAGCUAGUUAGCAAACAAGCUUUAGCACUGCCAGUCAUCACCCAUGUCCUCAGAAGAAAGCUUGAGCUCAACGAUUACGGGCUGGCUUUUUGUUCAUUCUUGGUGGCUGCUCCUGCCGUUCAUCAUGCUGCUGGUCGUCGCCGCCUUCAUUGUGGCCUUCAUAUUGCUUUUGUACAUGAUAUCGCCGCUGAUUAGCCCCAAACCCCUAAAAAUGAACGGGGCCCACGUCGUGGUGACUGGGGGCUCCAGUGGUAUUGGGAAAUGUAUAGCGAUGGAAUGCUACAGACAAGGAGCUUUUAUUACGCUGGUGGCACGAGAUGAGGCCAAGUUGAUUCAAGCCAAGAAAGAGGUGGAGAAAUUUGCCAUCAAUGACAAACAGGUUGUGCUUUGCAUAUCAGUGGAUGUUUCCAGUGAUUACAGUCAGGUCGAAAGUGUUAUCAAACAGGCUCAAGAAAAGUUGGGGCCUGUCGAUAUGCUUGUAAACUGCGCCGGAACGUCCUUAUCCGGGAAGUUUGAGGAAGUGGAGGUAGAUCGCUUUAAGAGGCUGAUGGAAGUGAAUUACCUGGGCAGUGUUUAUCCAACACGUGCUGUCAUAACCACCAUGAAGGAGAGAAGAAUGGGCCGCAUCAUGUUUGUGUCCUCCCAGGCGGGCCAGAUCGGCCUGUUUGGCUACACGGCUUACUCGCCGUCCAAGUUUGCACUCCGCGGUUUGGCUGAGUCUCUGCAGAUGGAGAUGAAGCCCUACAAUAUCUACGUGACACUGGCCUUCCCACCAGACACAGACACGCCAGGACUGGUUGAGGAAAACAAGACGAAGCCUCUGGAAACCAGAUUAAUCUCUGAAACCUCCGGAGUUUUUCCACCCGACCAAGUGGCCAAGAUUGUUGUCCGAGAUGCCGUGCAGGGGAACUUUAACAGCUCCGUGGGUACUGACGGCUACAUGCUAUCAGCCCUCACAUGUGGGAUGUCACCUGUUACCUCCAUCACAGAGGGUCUCCAGCAGAUCGUCACCAUGGGUCUGUUCCGUACCAUCGCUCUCUUCUACCUGGGAAGUUUCGACAGCAUCGUGCGCCGCUGCAUGAUUCAGAGGGAGCAGUCCAAGGCGGCCGACAAGCGAGAGUAACGGUCGCCGGUUCCCCCCGUCCGAAAAGGCCGCCAUAGGCAGCGAGGUGAACGGACAGUGUGUUUACUCUUCGCGGCUUCACUCCUCGUCCCCUCCCUCUCACCCCGCAGUGAAAUUUCACUUUUAACAUGCACAUGGCUUCUUGUCGCGGGAGCGGCCUUACUUUUAGCAGGUGUUUUUUGGUGUUGUGAUAGUGGAGGGAGGCGACAGUAAAGCGUAGCGGGCCUCCCCCGCCUCUUCACGCGCAGGAAAAAGCAUUAUCCUGUCGGACCGGUUGUGCCAAAUAUGGCCUGACGUUCCCUCCCAUGGGGGCUCUCGAGAAAACGAGACGGAUUCAUCACCUUUUCUCCCGGCGUUGCAUGCUUCUAAAACAUAGGGGCCACCGUGUUAGAAAUGUGUUGUUUCACCCCAAGAAGAAGCUUCCUCAACCAUCUCCAACCAUUAAGUCUUUGCGGGCAAAGACCACUCAAGCGGACCACCGCAUCGGCACCCUGACUGUUCCAGCUGCGGUUGCGUUUCAGGCAUACAAAUGGAAUCGCGGUAUGAAAAGAGCACGGAGUUUCCACCAAGCAUGCCAGUAGGACUGGAACGAUAGUGAUCUGGCUCGCGUUUCCGUUGCUGUACGCUGUAAGCGUGACAUCACAGCAGUCGGACGGGGGACCAUUUUGUGCUUACUUCUUUCUUCUUGACUUGUUUAUAUCAAACAGAAGGAGAGAAAAAACAUUUUCAGAUCAGUGUCAGAACUCUUGUCAGUUUUAAUGCCGUGGAAACACACGGAUCAGAAAUGACCCCGUCAGCUGUAUGUCGUCGAAAUAGACAGAUUGUUCAAGUAACCACACCGGCAGCUGAUCAACAACACAAAUGACAUGUUUAAAAAAAGCUGUAAAUCAAAAUUACGAGGGGUGCUUCAGGCACUAUGAUGUCAAUGUAGGGCAACAGCAGGGGGCGGUGCUGUGUAAAAUGCCCGCCUCUUUGGAUGACUGAACAUUUUCUGCUUCAUUCCAACUCCAUGAAUGCAAUAUUAAUCCGAAUAGCGUGUUUUGAUUCGUGGCUACACAUAUCACAUAUGACAACAAUUGUUGACUGGCCUUGUCACUGCCAGCGUUGAGGCGCGUCGAGUUAAUUACGGGCAAUUUGUUCGCCUGUACGUGGGGCUUGUUUCAUGUGUUCCAUCAGUGUAAACAGCCAUAUGACAUGCAUCACUUGAAUGUGCAUGAAAUAGACAGCCGUAAAAUUGGAAUUGGCCGUUGCAGUAUAAAAUCAGCAAUUUUUUUUUCCUCUUUUGCCCAAUCGACAGACUACAGUGAAGACUCCCUCCAAACCUUUAGGUUCUCUAUCUCAAAGGAUGGUAUGGUAUUAUUUUGGCAGUAGUCAAAAGAAAUGCAAAAAUGAAACGUUUUAUCCGACUGAACCGAAUCGUGUUUGCUUGGUGGAAAGUGGAUCAUUAAAAAGCGGGCGUGUACGUCCGCGCGUGCUUGUUUUGUGACUGAGCCAACUCUCGUUGAGAGAAGAAAAAAAAAAGCCAUUGGACAUUUCGCAUUUUCUUAUCAUCCCACUUCAAUUCAGCAGGUUAUUUGAAGGCACGGUGAACGAAAGCUCGAGUGACUGUUCACCACUCAAAUACAUGACAUGACUCUUUUUUUUUAUUGUUCUUCAAGCGUGCAUAAGGAAGCUUCCGUGCAAUUUUUAUGUAUCAUUGCACAGAUGAUGCCAUGCGGUCCGCGUUAACUUGGCACUGACCUAAAUCAGGGCACAGUGGGACUUGCUGGUUCAAGUCAUGCCUGUGCAGUCCUAUUGGGGGCGCUAGAGAUUUGUUUGACAUGCAGUCUAGUGCACAAAACAUUGUCCCACAGCUUUUGAUGUCCUGCCAAGCACAGGUGGGACAUCCCUCCUACCCCCAAACAAUGAAUGAUUAAAUAUACUAAAUUAAUCAAAAUGGUCUCCAACGUUGUGUUUUGUAAGUCUUCCUUUGAUCAGGAAUGUAAUUUCAUAAAAGUGUGAGCAUGGGAUUCUUCUUUUCACGCAUGCUGAUUAGUUGAAUGCCAAAAUGCGUUGUGACAAUUCCUUUUAAGUCGUCUUUGGCGGGGUCACGUGGAGAUAAGCGGCGACAUGUUUGAACCAAGCCUUAAAAUGUGACUGCUGAUCAAGCGACCGCAAUGCAGCCCGUCCACACUGACACGCCAAUGAUAGCAGCUUUUCAUUGUAAGAUGUCAAAACUUUUUUCGUUCGCUUGUUUUAUCGCCGUGCGCUUGUAUGUUGUCCAUGACGAAAACCUCGCCCUCCGGAAAUCCAAAAGAUAAAAGUGAGUAGACGUGACUAGUGUUUGACGACGACGUCGUUCGAUUUUUUCGGUUGAAAGGCGUGUCGGGCUUCUCUUGUUGCUUUCAAACGUCAUGCUGUUGUCUUGCCAUAGCAACUCAUGCUGGCGCAUCUCAGUCAAUUAAAAUAUUGCAUUCGUUUUAGGAGGGGAAAAAAAAAUCCUGUUCAAAUGCCUUUUUGUGUGUGUGUGUGUGUUAUAAACGAUCUCAAAAAUCACUGUUUAUAUACAUAUCACACAUACACCUCUGUGUGUGGCGAAUCGAUAUUUGCAAUAUGAGUUUGCAUUCUCUAUUGAACGUCUAUUAGAAAUGAAGUUUUCUCCAAUAGUAUAAUUCAUUGAGGUGCGCCUGCAGUUAAUGAGAACAUGUAGCUUGCUAUUUUAACACCAUUCACCUAUGCAAAGAAAAGCCUGCGCUUUCAACGUUUGAGCAUUUAACUUUCAGGAUUGGAGUCUUAAAAUAGGCAGGCCGUGUUGCCACUUAUCAGCAAUUAUUGACAGAGGCGAUUUACGUUCACUCUUGUUUUUCUUCGUCCCCUUUCAACUGGCGUGCUAUUAAAAACAACACGUCUGACGUAGAACGUUGCCGUUGUAUUAUUUCUGACAGUUGAACUGAAUAAAUACAUGUGAGGAAAGUUCAACUCCCCAUGUUUGAUUUUUUUAUAUUACUUUUUUUUUGAUGAUGUUGAUUAUCAUCCUGAGGGGAUAAAACAUCCUGAUUUUGAACUGUCUUU